Messenger RNA from Prorocentrum cordatum, 947 nucleotides. NCBI's taxonomy places the organism in Eukaryota, Dinophyceae, Prorocentrales, Prorocentraceae. The record is from the annotation of a GenBank genome assembly.
CGGUGACUGAUGUGUAGAUGCGGUCACAGCUAUACAACUGCGUAUGAACAGAACUGCUGCGCCGCCAUCCAUCGUGGACCCAGAGGUCGGCGUCCAACUGGCCCCUGCGGUGGCCUGGCUCCAUGCGGGAGGCAUCCGGAGCCAUCGGCACCCAGUGCAACUGGGCAGCCAGACGCUCACACGCCCUGUCGCCCCUGGCCAGCCCGGGGGGUCGGUGGACUCGCUGCUCCUGCCGGGCUCUGUUCGCGGGGUGCGCUCCCUGAAGGCCCACGUGGCAGGAGAUCCGCUCCACCCCGGCGAGGCGGGCCCAGAGCCGGCGGCCACCGUCCUCAGAGGUCCGCCGGAGUCGCUGAACGCCACCGCGAUGGCGCGGGACGAGGUCUGGCCCUUCGCCGCACGCAACAGCACCGACAAGCCCAAGGAGUUCGGGUGCCCCAUGCCGCCCGAAGGGGGUUGGGGGGCUUCCAGGUGCUACUGGCGAGUUCCCACCGGAUGCACCAGUCAGAAGAUGGGGAGCAGCUGGAGGCACGACAGGUGGGCAGAGAAGAGCCUCAUGAGGGCGCACGAGCGCAGGGCCUUCAGCGUGAUCAUGCAGAACGCGGCGGCCUGCGAGGCGCGCAAGAAAGCCUGGGACGACUACUGCGGCAGCGACAGCGUGGAGAUGUACUUCGUCCCGCUGUUGAAGAGCACUGAGGAGCCGUGGGCGGCGCUCAAGGGCCUGAAGCGCUGAUAGGCCAUGCCCUGUCGCUCAGGCGUACUCUCGAUCAGCCGCUGAGGGCACCCGUGCUCCGCCUCGGGGCGCGGCAGCGUUUCCCCCGCGGGUCCAAGCCUCUCCCCUCGAUCGUCCAUCUCUCGGUAUGUCAGCAGGAUGCGGCUAGUGCGGCCCGCAGCUGCGCCGUCGCUCCGCACCUCCGGACGCCCGACCAGGGGAGCCAUCUCGACCAUGU